GUUCAUCCUGGAGUUGAAGCCAGUAUUACGUCCAUGUGUGACUCACUUCGAGGUGGUCAGCUAAUCUUGACCAGGAAUCGGAGCCGAAGAGCGUUAGUCAUGUAUAUUCCGAGACUUGCGGAGUACAGUAAUGAGUCGAGUAGAUGACGAGUACCAAGUAUUGACUAUAUGGAGUUCUUUAAAAGUGCCGAAGAUGAACUGUUGAUCUGUCAGCUCUUUGAAACUCAAUGAAGCAGAGAUAACGAGUGUUGGGAGAAUGAUUCAUAACAAGGAUGCCGAAGUGACUGAUGUUUCCGACCGGUAUUCCUGGUGGACCAUAGGAUGGCAUAAAAGCCACAGGGCAGAGGAACCAUUAUUUCGUCAACAAGCUACAAUGUCACCUCCCAAAGUCUGGCUCAUAACGGGGACGUCCUCAGGAUUCGGAAGAUCCAUGACAGAGUACGCACUCAACCAAGGUGACAUCGUAGUAGCAACCCUCCGUAAACCGCAAGUCCUAUCCGAUCUCGCAGCCCGAUACUCAGCAGACAAGCUCCUCGUGCUCAAAGUCGAUGUCACGAAGCAAGAAGACAUCGACGAAGCAUUUGCGCGCACGCGUUCGGCGUUCGGACGGCUAGACGUAGUGUUCAACAAUGCGGGAUACGGAAUUAUCACGGAAAUCGAAGGCACGCCCGAUGAUAAAGCGCGUGAGCUUUUCGAGACAAACUUUUGGGGGGCGACAUACGUUAGUCGUGCUGCGGUGAAGUUUUUUAGGGAGGUGAAUGAACCGGGCAAGGGGGGGAUGAUUCUUCAAAACAGUUCGGUUGCUGGGUUCAGUGCGCUCCCUGGGUUGAGUUAUUAUGCUGCGACCAAACAUGCGCUGGAGGGGUUCUCAGAUGGUCUCGCGAAAGAGCUGUCGGCUUCCUGGAACAUAAAUAUCUGCAUCAUCGAACCCGGAGCAUUCCAGACAAACGGAGCGAAUGGGGCAGUGGUAUUACCGCAGCAUCCAGCAUACGCUGAUGAGUCCUUUGCGAGUUCCAAAUUGCGUCAGAUGUUUGAGGGUGUGGUUUUGGAAGGAGACGCGGACAAGUUCACGCGGACUCUGUAUGAGGUCGUACAGGGAGGAAAGAUACCAAAGCGGUUGCCUAUGGGUUUGGAUGCGGUUGAGUUGCUGAAUCUUAGGAUUGAGGAUUUGAAGGCGACUGUCUAAAUAGCUUUGGUGUUUGAGUUGUGUAUAUGUGAUCAGCUGCUCUCAGCAACAUGAAUUAGCUUAGAUUUGCACGGCCGGGACUCAUGUACUGGGUUACAAAUAUUCUCAGGCUAUAGGGAGUUGUAAACCAGAGCAGUACUGAGC
Suillus subaureus is the source of this 1330-nucleotide messenger RNA. RefSeq lists its product as uncharacterized. The record is from RefSeq and is a predicted model, not a curated record. The coding region runs from base 257 to 1186 and encodes 309 amino acids. The transcript is spliced from 8 exons. NCBI's taxonomy places the organism in Eukaryota, Fungi, Basidiomycota, Agaricomycetes, Boletales, Suillaceae. Gene Ontology annotation, molecular function: oxidoreductase activity.